Molecule: messenger RNA, 907 nt
Organism: Lotus japonicus
Lineage: Eukaryota; Viridiplantae; Streptophyta; Magnoliopsida; Fabales; Fabaceae
Product: organelle RRM domain-containing protein 6, chloroplastic-like
Exons: 4
Coding region: 92-658 (188 amino acids)
Biological process (GO): cytidine to uridine editing; chloroplast mRNA modification
Cellular component (GO): chloroplast
Molecular function (GO): RNA binding
Source: RefSeq, a predicted model, not a curated record
CAUUGGAACAUGGUGACCCAACCUGUUCAAAGCCCAUAUAAACUUCAAUCAAUGUUAAUGUUUCUGUUACCUUGGUAGUGUCGAGGAAGAAAUGGCUCCUAUGGCUAACCUUGUUGUUGGAGUAGCUUCUGUUCCUCUACCUUCACCACCCACAACAAACUCAAGUGCUUCCCCUUUCAACUCCAAGACCCAAACACAAACACUUCAUCUCCAUUGCUCUCAAACCAACCACAGAAAAACCCCAUUCCCUUCUUCCCUCUCAUCACCACUCAGAAUCCAAGGUAGUUGUUACCUGUUAGCAUGUCUUCCUCCUUCUUCUGAAUCCUCAAGCUCAUCUCCCAGUGCUAAACCCUCUUCUUCUUCUGCUCCUUCAACUAGGCUCUACGUCAGUGGGCUUUCAUUUCGUACCACUGAAGAGAGCUUGCGAAAUUGUUUCAAGAAUUUCGGUCAACUUGUUGAUGUCAAUCUGGUGAUGGAUAAACUUGCAAAUAGACCAAGAGGGUUUGCUUUUCUUCGGUAUGCAACGGAAGAAGAAUCUCAGAAGGCUAUUGAGGGAAUGCAUGGAAAGUUCUUGGAUGGUAGAGUCAUAUUUGUGGAAGUUGCCAAACCGAGAUCAGAGCUACGGCAAAGAUUCCAGCAAAACACUAUGCAGAGAUGAAGUUCCUAAGAGUUACAAUGCCCAUAUGUUCAUCUUGGGGUGAUGUAUACAGAGUCAACAUUUAGCAUUGAGCUAACCAUAUAUACAUUGUACUUUCAUCUGGCUUCCUUCUUCAUCUUAUCUCUCUAGUUCUACUCCCAACCAAAGGCUUCAGCAAUUGUACUCAUUGUUUUUACUUUUCGCAUACAAUUUUGACUAUUAAGUUUAAACUUUUGACCUGAUUUAUAACAUGUUUGAGACAGUUCUUCU